UUUAAGUACAAUCAAAUAGGAAAUAAAUACUCGAAUCCAUAUCCAGUAAUUUACUCAAAUUAAUGUCGAUGAUCUCUGUCUAUUUAUAGAAUAGACAAAAAUACGAAUCAUUAUGAUGUCAUAGAGGUAAAGUACGUCACACACACAUUCAAGAGUUGAUUUUUCAUUAAUUUUUUCUUCGGCAUUUUGUUCUAUUCUGUUGUGAGAGGCCUUGCCCAGUUUAAUUACUUUGGUUGUAUACGCAAUUAGGGAUUGCAAACCGGUUUCCUUCUGUACGGAAAAACCGAGCUUAAAACUAGUUUUCUCAUAGAUAAUCAUAUCUAUUCGUCAUUUUAUAUAAAUUUGGUAAUCGAAGUAUUUACUUUAAUUGUUUAUCUUAUCGCAGUUCUGUAAACAAAAUCUAAUUCUGUGGUGUAAAUUUAGCGGAACGUUUAUACGAAGCCCAGUUACAUUUCGCGGCUCACACUAAUGAACCGUAGAAAAUAGUUUAUUUCAAAAUGCGGGUGGUCUUAGGAGCGCUAAUUUGGUGUAUUUGUUUGCUAUUGUUCGGUAUUCCGAUAUUCAUAUUAGUGCUGGUGAAACUAGUCGUAACUGCAAUCAGUUGCAGGAGUUCUGAAAAUAUACAGGGUGAAAAACUUGUACCACUGAAGGGAGAUGACGGUGCAUCAGGCAGUCCUCAAUGGGAAAUUCCUUAUAACAUUGGAUUUUGUUUGAGAGUGCAAGGGAACAUUAGUGUCAACGAAUUUCGUAACCAUUUUUCGAGCACGUUUAAUCUCAAUGGUGAAAAAGAUCCUUACGAUAAAUUCUUUUCCUAUUUUGUGAUUCGUGGGGGCUACGUCUUUCGAGCCAUUAUGAGAGACUGCUUAGAUUUAUCUAAGACUAUCGUUGACACUAAACUGGAGGAAGACGAACUAUUGGAGAAUUUUCUAGUUCGAUGGAUGCUUAUCGGGUAUGAAGAGAAGCGAUCGAGAUGGCAGGUAGCAAUAAUUCCUCUCUCGGAAGAUACAACUGCAGUAGCCUUUAAAAUGGAUCAUAAUCUCAUCGACGUGUACUCUUUCAUUCACAUCCUUGACAAACUUACCGGCUCGAAGGCGCCCUAUCUUGUAAAAGACUUUCGAGAGAAUUUUUGCGGCAAGUUUAAGCAGAUCAUUGAAGGUCCAACACAUCUCGGUGCUAUGAAAGGAUUACCUAGAGAGCAGAAUCCCUUCCACUGCAUAUACCCUGUGUCAUCUCCUGAGCGUAAGAAGGAGUGGAUGUUUUCUUUCACCAGCAUUCCAGUUGAUGAUAUGAAAGUGUUAAGGAAAUGGAAUGGAAGUGUCAGAAUGGCUUCUGUAAUUUUUACUAUACUUGUGGGUGCCUUAAGACGAUUUCUAAUUGAAGAGGUGAAAUUUAAAGAGCACGAACUGCCAUUGGAGAUAAAGAUGGGCAAUUCAUUACCGUGGCCAAAGCAUCCGGCAAUGAAUGAAAAUCUUCGUGGACCGGACAGAUUGCAAAAUCAAUGGACAGGCGGUUUCUACACGUUUCCCUUGCGAGAAUCAGAUGCACUGCUUCGUUUGCAGAAAAUAGAACAGAAAUACGUCUCACUGUUCGACAUCGAUAUGGGAGCAGCUAAUAAUCUUGUCACUGGAAUUGGCGCCGAUACUUAUAAUUUAUUGGGUUGUCCCGUUGAACGAGUUCAUCCUCUUUUGGGGAUUCCCGACAAUAUGCCAUAUGUUCCGCUAAGUUGCUUCACAUUUUCCCAUUCCGGGAGAAUGGAAGUGGUGUUGGGUGCCAAUCCACAGAGUAUAUUUCAGAACAAACAGAGAUUAGAUUUAAUUACUCAUAAGCUGAUGCAUGAUGAAUUGAAAGAUCUGUUGUCUUUGACUAAAAUCCAUGUACAAUGAUUUAAGUUAUUUAUCAAAAUAAAAUUUAUUGAAUUCAGUGUUACCAUCA
Bradysia coprophila is the source of this 1932-nucleotide messenger RNA. RefSeq lists its product as uncharacterized. NCBI's taxonomy places the organism in Eukaryota, Metazoa, Arthropoda, Insecta, Diptera, Sciaridae. The record is from RefSeq and is a predicted model, not a curated record.